AUGAAGAUGAGCAAUUUUGAAAAGGUACAUUACAAAAGUAAAAAAGCGAUGGAAUCAUUACAGCAAUAUUGCUCAGAUUCUGAUGAAUCUAACCAGAAUGUUGAUGAGGAUUUAAGUCAGGUUAAUGAUAGUAGUGAGAAACCGGAGUACUUUGGACUGUUUUCAAGUGAUUUGUCAGAAAAUUAUGACAGACAUUCAAAGGCAUUAGCUCAUCAGUGUUCAGACGCAAUUGGUAAAACAUCUGAUAAAGAACAUGAAUUUCACAAAAAUGUACCUUCAUUUUCGAAGGUAACUGUCGGAGAUGAAACUGUUAGUAUAGAUAGGCCACAGUCAUCAUUCUGGAAUGAUAUUCAGACAUCAGAUGUAAAGGUUGAUAUUAACAACAAAGAAAAAGCAUCUAAAAGAACAUGGACAGAAAGUAAAAAAUCUAAAUAUGAUAUUAAAAAAAAAUCUUGCAAUGUUGAUUAUGGAAAAUCAAAAUCCAUUCAAACUGUCAAUAAUUGUGGUCAGAUAGAUUUUUCACGAAAAAUUUAUUAUAUUCAUUCAAAAAUAACACCAAUGCUCCACACCAAGACUUCAAGAUGCAGAAUUCCCUUUAAAGUUGAAUGGACCAAUCCUGGGCAUCAAGGUGUAACCAAUCGUAUAGAAUGGAACAUUCCUAGCUACAGCCACCUGCUGGUGUCAUGCUCAUUGGACACAACAGUGAAGGUGUGGAGCAUGUGGAGCCAGCUGGAACCUUGUGUACGCCAGUUACGGGUGCAUGACAGGGCUGUCAGGGAUGUUCAGUGGAGUGGGGAUGGAAGACAACUCUUGUCUGCCGGUUAUGACAAAAUAGCCGCCAUAACUGAUGUAGAGAAAGGCAAUGCUGUGUGCAGGUUUCAUCACCCAGAUUAUGUAACAUGUAGUAGAUUCCACCCUAUACUUCCCCAGCAGUUUGUGACAGGAACUAGUAGUUGUAUCACUCUGUGGGACAGCCGAACAGCAGACAGACCAAUCAGGACUUUGACAUACAAAGACAAAUUUGGCCAGGUGCAGGACGUUGUGUUCAGCAGGGAUGGUUCCCAACUAUUCAGCUGCAGUGACCUGGUGAGUCGGGACUCGGCAGACAGGAACCUCAUGGCCUGGGACUUUCAGACGGGCACCACCAUCUCCAACCAGAUCUACCAGGAGCGAUACACACUGACCCGCCUGAAGCUGCACCCGCACAAUCCCCAGCUCCUAGCCCAGUCGCAGGCUGGCUACAUCGCACUAUUCUCUCUCCAAUCCCCAUACAAGAUGAACAAGCACAAGCGAUUUGAAGGACACAAGGUGCAGGGUUACAAUCUGGGGUUUGACAUUAGUCCAGAUGGAGGCACAGUCUACAGUGCCAGCUCUGAUGGGCAGCUAUACUGUUACGACUUCCAGUCUGGCAGGCAUUACCGCACGCUGUCCACAGGGUUAGAUGUUGUUGUAGAUGUGGCAUGUCACCCUGUCCUGCCUUCAACUUUGGCCACAUGUGCAUGGGAUGGAACAGUACAGGUCUGGCACUAAUAAGGGAACAAUGCUAUGCCAUGUUCACUGGUCCAUGGGAUUGUUAAUAUCACAUAUUGCUCAAUCCUGCACUUCAAACUGGACAUGUGUGAUUGGAACAAAGAACUAGUAGUACUGAGAUGGCACAAGUCUGACUCUAGAAAGGGACGUGUUUUGACAGAAUCAUUUCACUCAUCCUGCCUUUGACACUGUCAGUGUAUGCCGUCCAUGUGGCAGGGGAAGCUUCUUAUAAGUCUAGAACAUAUUAACACUAUGAAUGUUUGCCUAGGAGAUGAUACAACACCCUGUCUGGGUGCAGUUGUGGAUGUUACUGAAUAAUGUAUUUUAUGCAGGCUCUACAUGUCUGUCUGGCAUUAACCUGUGACUGGUUCAUCCUUACCUCAACUGGUGACUGGUUCAUCCUUGCCUCAACUGAUGAAUGGUUCAUCCUUGCCACAACUGAUGACUGGUUCAUCCUUGCCUCAACUGAUGAAUGGUUCAUCCUUGCCACACAAAAGAAAUAAGGUUCAUGACUGGUUAAUCCUUGCCACAAUAAGGUUCAAGGUUAGACCAUGCUCACCAUAGCAGUCUUGUUUAAUUGGUUAAUUACAUGGGUUGUCUUGUGGAUCAAAACAGUCUUUUAAUCCAGUCUUUGGUAUUCCAUAGAUGCAGUUGAAAAAAUGUCCCAACCACCUAUAUUGCUGUACAGUUUCAUUAUAAAAAACAAUAUAUGCCUAGUACACUGCUGCUUUGUUUUAAUAAUACACAGGAGUUGCAUGUAUUUUUCAAGCAGACAUUUGUCUCAAUUGUCAGUUGUUAAAAGACAAACCAGUGAUUAAAUAUACAAUCAUAUAUUCUCCACUCUACAAUUAUGUUUAUGUGUCUGGAAUGUGAACUGAUAAAUUUAGGGGUUCUUUUGUUUCUAUAAAAUAUGUUUUCUGCUGCUAUUAUGUUGUUUUAUUAGUCAAAGAAAUAAAACUUUAUUUUUGA
Messenger RNA from Mya arenaria, 2499 nucleotides. RefSeq names its product WD repeat-containing protein 25-like. Gene Ontology annotation, molecular function: protein binding. The transcript is spliced from 5 exons. Bases 1 to 1530 code for a protein of 509 amino acids. NCBI's taxonomy places the organism in Eukaryota, Metazoa, Mollusca, Bivalvia, Myida, Myidae. The record is from RefSeq and is a predicted model, not a curated record.